Molecule: messenger RNA, 6837 nt
Organism: Aethalodelphis obliquidens (Pacific white-sided dolphin)
Lineage: Eukaryota; Metazoa; Chordata; Mammalia; Artiodactyla; Delphinidae
Gene: CUNH4orf54
Product: chromosome unknown C4orf54 homolog
Exons: 2
Coding region: 16-5343 (1775 amino acids)
Source: RefSeq, a predicted model, not a curated record
CACAAGAAACAGCACAUGCUUUCCUUUCAUUUCUGGGAGUCCCGGGGUCGGCCUACAGAUGCUGCUCCUUCCGUGGCCGAUGGCAUUCAGACUCCUAGCUGCCGAUGGUGCCAGGCAAACAACUGGACAGAACAGCUCAGCUACGGGAAGCUGGCCACGGUCUCGGCCGGAGCCGCAGCCCCCUGGCCACAGACCACCUCUGCCGCCCCAUCCAGGAGCCUUCCUUCCUCCCUCAGCCUCGCCCGAGCCCCGCCACAGGGGCUGAAGAACCGGAAGCUGGUGGCAGCCGCGGCAGUGGUGCCUAUAGCCUUGGGGCCAAUCCAGGCACGUGGGACCCUGCUUCGGGCUACUCUGCAGCCCCUCCAGGGCCAGGGAGGGGCCCGGGACCGCCCCGGUGCUCCCCAUUGUCUUCUCCUGUCACUGAAACCUAGGCGAGGGCUCAGAAUGGAAGGCGCCCCUCCUGAGCUGAAUCUGCAGGCCAGACCGAAGGAGGUCAGGGAGGGGGUGAGCGGAGCUCAAGAUCGCCAGGAGCUCAAGCAGCAGCUGCGGCCACUUCUCAAGCCAUCGGCCUCCUCGCAGCGAGAAGAGAAAUAUGUGGAGAUGCGCACUUCAGCUGGAGUGCAGAGGGACAGUCCCCGGACCAUGAGACUUACUCUGGAGCAGCGCCCGGGGGAUCAGAGGGGCUCUAGCAGCCCCAAGGAGAAAGCCCAAGACGAAGCCGGCAGCCAAGAGUGUGAGGCUCCAGCCCCCCAGAAGAAUCCUGCCUCCCUGGAAGCCUCCGGACCCCAGUUCUCCGGCACUGAUGAGGGCAGCAGCCUCUCGUCUCCCUCCUCCGCCCUGGUGGACAAAGCAGAGGAAGGUGGCCUUUCCAAGACGGGUGAUACCACCACAUCCACGGGGGCUCUGGCCACCUCGUCCUCACUGUUAGACUUUGAGAGUGACAGUGGUGAGAACGCAGUGAGCUGCCAGCCCAAGGGAGGAGAAGAAGGGGAAAAACCAGGAGGAGGAGAGAGAACCGAGUGCAGAGACAUGAUUGCCAAGUCUCAGGGCAGCAGGGACCCCCCCCAGAAUCAGGAGGCUCACUACAUCACCACCCACGAGAUCCAGCUGAGCGAGGUAGAGCAGGACACGGAUUUCGACGUGGGCCUGGCCUCCCGCUGGGAUUUCGAGGACAACAACGUGAUCUACUCAUUCGUGGACUAUGCUUCCUUUGGUGGCAGCGACGAGACCCCAGAGGACGUCACCACGCCGAGCGAAGAGGACGAUGACAACAGCUGCUACCUCAGCACCGCUCCCAGCACCGACGCCACCCGGACACCCAGCCCCACCGACAGUGACCCCGCCCGCCCCAGCGCGGGCAGCAGCGGUGGCGACACCAGCAGCACAGAAGUGGGCAGCGGCCCCUCGGACAGCAACCCCACUCCCCCAGCCACGGGGCCUGGCACUGCCACCCCGUGUGAGCCCUUGCUGCAGCCGCUGGAGGCAGCCUCAGCCGUCGCAAGCAGCUGCGGGAGUGCAGCAGGCCAGAUCCUCCUAUCAAUCAAACCGACUUCCCGGGCUAUAAAUGAGCCUAGCAACGUGUGUGCAAAGCAAAACAUUAUUUACGCUGCCAAGCAUGAAGGCGACAUGAGCCUCCGCGUCUCUACAGCUGCUGAACACAAUUCAAGUUCACUGAAGCAAGACCCGGCUGCAGCCGUGGCUCAGGACCAUGCGAAGAAAUUCAUCGCCGUCCCUGCUCGCCUGCAAACGCGGUGCGGGGCCGUCCGGGCGAAGGAGCUGGUGGACUCCUCCAGCGGGGCCUCCAGUGCCGUGAGCGAGCUGGACGACGCCGACAAAGAGGUGCGUAACCUGACCUCCCGGGCCUUCCGGAGCCUCGCUUACCCCUACUUUGAGGCUCUGAACAUCAGUUCCCGGGAGUCCUCGUCGCUCUCCGAAGUCGGCUUUGGGCGCUGGUCGGCCUUCCUGGACUUGAAAUGCGCAGGCGUUGGAGCCAGGGUGGAACAGAGUCUCCUCAGGAGCAGCGCUGCCUCUAUGGCUGCGGGUCUGAGGAAGGGCAGUGGGGCCAGGACGACCGCAGACCAGCUCUACAUCCAGUCCAAGAAGUCCCAGACCAAGGCCUUGGAGUUCGUGGUCAGCAAAGUCGAGGGGGAGAUCAAACACGUGGAGACACCUCUGUGUUUCCAGAAGCAGGUCCAGUCGGGCUCCCACGUGGUCACCCUUCUCGAGCCUCUGAAUUUACGCAGUGAGAGCAAAGCCAGCUCCGCCGCGGGGCCCUGCAGGGCCACCAAAGGCCCCAGCAAGGGCCCCGGGUCAGUGUACACGGAUGAUGGCUCGGAGACCUCUGAGGGCAGCAGGCUUGCCUCCCGAGCUGACGGCCCCCAGAAGAAGUCCAAGUUUGCUUCCAGUCUGCUCAAAAACGUCAUCUCCAAGAAGAUGCAGCGGGAACAUGAGUUCAAAAUGGAGAGGGGAGAAGUCAGUGACACAUCCCACCAUAACCUCUCCAGCACCUCCAAGGAGACGGAGGGCCCUCCCCCCGGGGGUGAGAAGCAGCGGGAGAAGGGCCUGCAGAGGCAGAGUUCUCGCCACUCGGAGGCCGGCUCUGAGUACACGGUGGUCAGCGUGUCUGAUGCAGGUGGGGAGGGGUCCGUAGCUGGGUCUAAAUCCCCAGUUUUCAAAGCCAGUGCCCCUCGGGAGAGCCAUGCAGGCUCCGGCCGUAAUUUCGCCGAUGGACCCCCGGUAGAAGUGUGUGAAAUUAAAAAGAGUGCAUCAGAGACUGUCAAGAGCAUCUUCCUCCGUAGUCAGAACAGUGCAUUCCGGUCAUGGAAGGAGAAGGAAGCUGACAAGCGGGAAGAAAAGGCCCCCAUCGGGAAGCUGAAACUCCCCAAAGGGGGCGACUGGAGGGCUGAUCUCGGGGAGAUCUCUGCCAGUAAGUCCACCAUCAUGUCUCGCCUCUUUGUCCCCAACAUCCAGCAGACACCCAAGGACAAGCAGCCGGGCAAGCAGGCCACCAAGCACCCCGCUGCCCAGGCCACCUCCACAGCAGUGGUCAGGCCCAAGGCUCCCGAGAUCAAGAUCCGGCUGGGAAGCGUGCAGCAGCCGGGCUCGGACUUCAACAUCGCCAAGUUGCUCACACCCAAACUGGCCAGUGGCGGCGCCUCGAACCUCUUCAAGACCACUGAGGACAACAGCAGGGCACAGCAGAAACUCUUCCGGGGGGACAACCUGGAAAAAGUGCCCCAGUUCCAGGUGAGAGAUGUCAGGGACAAGUCCAAGGCCCAAGGCCCCCUCCACCAGGUAAGAGAUGUCCGGAAACUCAUCAAAGCGUCAGGGGACAGCAGUGACAAGGGCAGCGUUACCCCAGAGCAGGGGCUGACCGGACCCAAACCCAGGCCGCUGGCUCCUGCAGCUGGUGGCUCGGAAUCCCUGUCCCCCAUGGUGAUUACAUGCCAGGCUGUGGUGAACCAGAGGGAAGACGGCACAGACCGAGAGCCCAGGGAGAACGUGGGCAUGGAGGGCAGCAGCAGGGCCUUGAAUUCCUCCUCGCCGGAAGGGACAGUCUUGGUUCACAGGGCAUCUGGCAGGCUGCCCGUGGCCACCAUCGCUCCCAAUAAGCCUGAGCAGGGCUCGUACCUGCCCGUGCUCAAGAUCGUCUCCAAGGCUCAGAAGACCCCAGAGAAGGCCAAGGAGGAGGAGGUCAAGGAGGAAGGAAGAGGCCCCAAGACAUCUCGCAAUGCUCUGGAGAAGCUGACGGCGGCUGUGAGGUCCAUGGAAGAGCUGUACAGCUUCAACAGGAACGAGUGGAAGCGGAAAAGCGACCCCUUGCCCCUGAUGACCGACAGCCACGUCCUGUCGCUCAUCGCCAGUGAGGAGAGAGAAGGGGCCGGGGGUGCUGAGCGGGACCCCGACAAGUUGGCCAAACGGGUGGGUGGGGCGGAAGAGCGGGGCGCCGGGCACAAAGGCGCAGGUGUGGUCCUGCGAGGGGGCCCCAUAGAGCGUCUGCAGCGGAGGAACUCCAACCCGAGCACCGAGAGUGUGUCCGCCCGCGCGGCCGCCUUUGAGAACCUGGCCAGGGAGAGGCCCCGGUCCCUCUAUAUCCCCCCGGUGCACAAGGAUGUGGACAGAACCCAGCCCCUGCCCCCGCUCCCCAGCCACCGGAACGUGCUCACAGUGAGCGCCAGCAGCACCCAGAAAACUGGGGGUGUCGCUGGCAAGUUCCCACAAGGCCCCGCUGCAGAGAGCCCUUCGGCGGCAAAGGGCAUCAAAUCGCAGGGACUCCGGUCUCUCAAGAUCUCUCCGGCCACUCGGGCAUCUCUCGAAGAGGUGACCAACAGGAAGAAUGGCAGCCAUCUGGAAAAGAGCCACAGCGACUGCGAGAAUUACCUGACCAUCCCCGUUAAAGGGAGCUCUGCAGCUGGGGAGCUUCCAGGCAGGCCUGGGGCGGGGAGGGAGGCCCCUCCCUCCACAGCCACCACUCUCUGCAGCUUGCCCCCGCUGAGUGCCCGCAGUCAGGUCCCCAGUAGCCCCAAAGGCUCUCAGGUCAGCGGAACCAGCCGGCCAGCUUGGCGCACCAAGCCUGACGACCCCCGGGGCACAGUAGCUGCCCCCGCAGAGCCACAGAGCCCCGAGCAUCCCCCCACCACGAUCUACCACCAGCAGCUGCUGCCCUUCACCCUCCAGGGGGCCCAGCCCCAGGUCCUCUGCUUCUCCCCACCAGGCAUGCCUGCCCCGGCACCUGUGGGCCCAGCUCCGGUCCCCACAGACCCCUUCCAGCAGCCGCAGCCUCCGCAGACCCAGCGCAAGAUGCUCCUGGAUGUGACAACCGGCCAGUACUAUCUGGUGGACACACCAGUACAGCCCAUGACCCGGAGACUGUUUGACCCCGAGACGGGGCAGUAUGUGGACGUGCCCAUGACCUCCCAGCAGCAGGCUGUGGCUCCCAUGUCCCUCCCCGGGCCUCCCCUGGCCCUGAGUCCGGGGGCCUACGGCCCCGCCUACAUGAUCUACCCCGGGUUUCUGCCCACGGUGCUGCCCGCCAAUGCCCUGCAGCCCACACCAAUUGCUCACACUCCAAGGGGCGCCGAGCUCUCCCCCGUGGCAGCAGAGCCCCCCAGCAAAGAGGCAGCUGCAUCUUUCACCGAGGCCCCUUACUUCAUGUCCUCCGGUCAGUCUCCCACCUCCUCCUCUGCCCCAGCGGCCACAUCCCAGCUGGUGGGGGCCAAGGGCUUUGCCCAGCUGCAUGGCAAGCCUGUCAUCAGCAUCACUUCGCAGCCCCUGGGGCCGCGGAUCAUCGCCCCCCCCUCCUUUGACGGCACCACCAUGAGCUUCGUGGUGGAACACAGAUGAUGGGCGGCCACCAGAAAGCAGAAGGGCGCAGCUGCUGGAGUAAGACAGAAAGAUGGACGAAUCUUCUUGAAUCGGAAGGCUGCAGUGUAACAGCACUGAGAAGUUAUCUGGAAACCUUCCUCUACAUAUGUUAUUCUUAGUUUUUGCUUCUAUAAACCAAGUGUGUAAGUUCCUAUAUUUUUCUGAGUAACCCUGUUAAGACAGCUUGUGUUCUUUUAGUUUUACAAAGCUGAUUGAAUGGUUGCAUUUUUCCUGUAUAAAACUAUCUCUUUUUAUACUUUAAUACAGAAUAUAAGCUUUCCCUUCAUCUUUCUCUCCUGCAUUUGUGACUAGGCAAACAAUCUCUUACAUGUUCUCAUAGUUCAGUCAAAACAUACAACAGAGUAGGAUUGGUUCUGUUGUAAACCGAAUGAGCAAAUCAGUAAUUUGCAUCACAAAUCUCCCUGCAGAAUCUUGGAAUAUAUCAGGGCUGGCUGGCAGAGAUGUAGCACUUGUUUGGAUUUAAAUAUGAUGGGUCUGCAUUUUGGAUCAUGCCUAGUCAUUCUCUUGGUUAUGUUUUACAUGUUCUUUUAUUGGGUUUAGCAUGAUUUCAAAUGUGAUUGUGAAAAGGUGGUUUUAACUUUUGUGCCUUGUUUUAACUUUCCCAUUGGUACAAUGCUAUGACACUAUUUGUUGCCGUAAAAUAGAAUGGCUUGAAAGACUAGAGAGCCAGUGGCUGCAUUUAAAGUUAAGUUCUUAGUUUCAGAAAGGUAUAAAAUAUCUACUUCCCUCAGAAUCCAACCUCUGCUAUGAGUGUAUAGGAUUAUUUUUCUUCUUCAAUGAUCCCUCCUUAGUUGCACACUCCUGUCUCUCACAGAUUAUUUGGAGUCUGAAGAGUGACCUGUUUGGGGCAGUGGAGUAGAAAGUAAACACUGAUUUGGUGGCUCCGAUUAUCUCCAGCCCUAGCCAUACCCAUAGCAGUGACCUAGGUUUAUAUCAUUUGCUCUUUAUGGUUUUUAGAGAUGUCGAGAAUCUAAAUCACAGAAUCUUUCCUUGACAUUCAGUACUGCCUCAGUUGUCGCCCAGUUCUGAAGGUUAUUUUAAUGAGUGUUCAUGGUGAGUUUUGAAGAGUUGAUUGAACAGAUAAAUAUUUAGCUCAUCAUAAUAACGAGUCAAUAUAUAUUCAACAAAUGUUACGUUGGAAUAUUUCUUUACUUUUUAAAACAAUAACUUGAAGGUUCUCCCAGACUUUUUUUUUUUAAAGGAAUCUCCUCUUAUUUACUUAUUUGUUCAAAGAUAAAGCAUUCUGGUAAUUUUUUUAAAGCCUUAUUUUGAUUUUAAUGAUCAUCAGUAUUGGUUUCUGCUUAAAACAGCUUCUAGAAACCACAGAAUUUUAUACUACUCAUAACUGAAGGUGUGAGUAGAAAAACUAAGAGACUGAUUUUGUAUGAUUUGUGUAAUCUCAUUACUUUGUAUUUAUGCUUUCCAUCUCAGUUGGACUCUUUAAAAAAAAAA